CAGCAGCAGCAUCAACUCUUUCCCAGCUGCUCAGCCCUUGUGACGGUGGAAAAACUGAACGGAAAAGGCUGCAGCCUCCGCCGCCGCCAGGCGACCUUAAGCCGCGCGUCCUGGCUCUCCCACGCGGCUGCAGCAGGCAGGGCGAGAGUUCCUGUGUUGCUCGUUCACAAUCCCAGCUCGUCUCCAGCAUGCUUUCGCUCCCCAGCAGCUCUUCUGAGAAGCCAAACAGCUGCGGAGAGAGGCUGGAUCGUCUCCUCCUCCGGCCACUGCGCUCGCCUAGGCUCUCCCUGGCGCGGCUGGGACAUGUGGUGGUGCCCCCAGCAGAUGCCCGGACUCCUGCCAGGAUCCUGGCCCCCUGUGGUCCCUGAGCUCUGCCAAGCCAGACCCCUGUCGCUCCUGCUGGGCUCUCUGGUGGCAAACCCUUCAGUCAGGUUCCACUGGAUUCCUUCCCCUUCGGCACCGUCAGCUGGCAGGACUUUCUGACUCCGGAGGUGCUGCUGCGUGUCCUUGCGAGGCCAAGCCCGUCGCAGCCAUGGAGUUUGCGGAGCUGAUCAAGACCGCCACAGUGGACGGCGUGGUCCUCUCCUGCCCGGGCAUCCAGCCAGUGAGGGGGACGCUUUGCAUCACCAGCCACCACCUCCUCCUGUCGUCCCAGCGGCGGGGAGAUGGGGAGCAGAGCCGGAUUGAGCUGUGGCUUCUGAUCCGCAACGUGGAUGCCCUCGAGAAGAGUGUACAGAAUCUGAGCUGGUUUCAAAGCUCCUGGACUAACGGCUCCCCCCGAGAAACCAGGCUCACGAAUGCUUCCGGCACCAUCACUCUGAAAUGCAAAGACUUAAAAGUUCUGCAGUUGGAGAUCCCAGGGAUGGAGGAGUGUCUCAACAUUGCCCGCUCCAUUGAGGCACUCUCCUCCGUGGAGUCGGUGAUGAUGACCUACCCCUUCUUCUACAGACCCCAAAGCAUGAGGCUGGAAGACGGGUGGCCACCUUGCGUCCUCAAGCAAUACUACCAGCAAAUAGCCUUGGAUACAGAUGCCUGGAGGCUCAGUAGCCUCAACGAGGACUUUGGUGCCUGCCCCAGCUACCCGCCGGUCGUCAUCGUGCCGGCUGCGGUGGAGGACGGGGCCCUGAGGAAGAGUGCCCGCUUCCGCCACGGGAGACGCUUUCCCGUCCUCAGCUAUUACCACAAGAAGAACGGGACUGUGAUGCUUCGGAGCAGCCAGCCGCUGGUCGGGCCCAACCGGAAGCGCUGCCCGGAGGAUGAGCUGCUGCUCAGCGCCGUGCUGGAUCGGGGGGACCGCGGCUUCAUCCUGGACACCAGAUCGGCACAGGCGGCCAAGCAGGCCCACAUGGCCGGGGGAGGCACCGAGCACAAGGCCUCCUACCCCGGCUGGAAAAGGCUGCAUCGGCCCCUGGAGAGGGGCCGCCCCCUCCAGGAAAGCUUCGUCCGACUGGUGGAGGCCUGCAAUGACCCUUCCCUCAGCAUGGACCGCUGGCUGAGCAAGCUGGAAGCCUCCAAAUGGCUCUCCCACGUCAAGGAAGCCUUGAGCACAGCCUGCCUGGCGGCACAGUGCGUGGAGAGGGAGGAGGCCUGCAUCCUGGUGCACGGAGCAGAGGGGACGGACACCACCUUGCUCGUGACGGCCCUCGCCCAGGUCAUCCUGGAUCCGGACUGCAGGACGCUGGCUGGCUUCCAGGGGCUGCUGGAGCGGGAAUGGAUACAGGCUGGGCACCCGUUUUCCCUGCGCUGUGCCCACUCCGCCUACUCUCACGCCCGGCUCAAGCAGGAGUCUCCCGCGUUCCUCCUCUUCCUCGACUGCGUCUGGCAGCUGGGGCGCCAGUUCCCCUUAUCGCUGGAGUUCAGCGAGCAGCUCCUGCUGACGCUGUUUGAACACAGCUACGCUUCUCCCUACGGCACUUUCCUGUGCAGCAACGAGAAAGAAAGGAAGCUCUGUGAAGUGAAGGAGAAGACCCACUCUCUCUGGGCCGGGCUAAACCGCGAAAGGCAAAAGUACCUGAACCCACUGUACACACGCAAUCCCUUGGUCAUCUGGCCAACAGUCGAGCCCCAAUGUGUGUUACUCUGGCAAGGAUUAUUCCUUCGCUGGAUCCGCUCAUCCAAGCACUUAGAUGACGCAUGGGGAGAAAUCCAGAUAAUAGUAAGAAACGGCAAAAUCCUCCCAGAACAAUCAAGGGAAUCAGCACCAGACCAGAUUCCAGCACGGGAUGUUUCAGAAGCUGGAACGAAAGAACUAGCAACCUAAGGAGAUAUCUUUUGGCGAUCCAUGUCAGCCAUGACCUGGUUUCUCCCCAGUACCUCACAAACAUGGUCCUCCCCAGAACAAUAUGAAUAUUUAUAUACUGCUUUUCAACACAAGUUCCCAAAGCAGCUUACACAGAAAUAAAUAAAUAAAAUGGC
Messenger RNA from Hemicordylus capensis (graceful crag lizard), 2415 nucleotides. RefSeq names its product myotubularin-related protein 9-like. Gene Ontology annotation, biological process: negative regulation of autophagy. The coding region runs from base 533 to 2260 and encodes 575 amino acids. The record is from RefSeq and is a predicted model, not a curated record. The transcript is spliced from 12 exons. Lineage: Eukaryota; Metazoa; Chordata; Lepidosauria; Squamata; Cordylidae.